This is a messenger RNA of Eurytemora carolleeae, 2373 nucleotides long. Its product is annotated as calponin homology domain-containing protein DDB_G0272472. The record is from RefSeq and is a predicted model, not a curated record. The transcript has 10 exons. Lineage: Eukaryota; Metazoa; Arthropoda; Copepoda; Calanoida; Temoridae. Bases 11 to 1996 code for a protein of 661 amino acids.
AGAACCAGAGAUGGAACCAGAGAUGGAACCAGAGAUGGAACCAGAGAUAGAACCAGAAAUGGAACCAGAGAUGGAACCAGAGAUGGAACCAGAGAUGGAACCUGAGAUAGAACCAGAGAUGAAACCAGAGAUGGAACCAGAGAUGAAACCAGAGAUAAAACCAGAGAUGGAACCAGAGAUGGAACCAGAGAUGAAACCAGAGAUGAAACCAGAGACGGAACCGAAUGAAUCUGAAUCUUCAGAAAUGAACACAUCUGAAAAUCAUGCAGAACUUGGGGAUGUAAGACUAGAAGAUUUUAAUGAAACUGAAAAAGUAAAAUCAAAAAUUGUUGAAGAAUCCGAAGAAACUGAAAGAACCGGAAUGGUCGAGCCUACACAGGAUAUUAUAGAAGGUGAAUCCCCCGAUGUAUUCAUGAUUUUAGAAGACGGAUGCGAACCUCUCACACAAGAACCUGUAACAAGCGCAGGAGGUGGUGCCACACAACACGUGGACAACAUAAAUAUAACUGAAGACGGAUUGGGAAAUGUUACAGCUAUUGAUGUAGCUGCAGCUCUGGAUGCAAAGGUUCUAGAAGAUCAAGCUGAACUUAUUUCUGAACAUAUUAUCAACGAGGUGGUAGCUGAAGAACCAGAAGAUGCUUGUCAGGAAUCCAUUAAUAAUUUGGACAGCAAUGGAUCAGUUAAGACCGUGAUAAGGUUGACGGAGAAUGGUUCAGGGGAAGUUUCUAAGGAGAAUAAUAACACGGAAGAGGAUAAAAAAACACAAGGGGAAGAAGCUGAAGCAAUUAGGAUAAAAGAAGAAGAAGAGGCCAAUAGAAUAAAAGAAGAGGAAGAGGCCAAUAGGAUAAAAGAAGAAGAAGAGGCCAAUAGAAUAAAAGAAGAGGAAGAGGCCAAAAGGAUAAAAGAAGAGGAAGAGGCCAAAAGGAUAGCAGAAGAAGAGGUCAAAAGAAAAAGAGAGAAAGAGGCCAAAAGAAUAGCAGAAGAAGAAGAGACCAAACGGCUUAAAGAAGAAGAAGAGGCAAAAAUAAUUAAAGAAGAGGAAGAGGCCAAAAGGAUUAAAGAAGAAGAAGAGACCAAAAGAAUAAAAGAAGAAGAAGAAGCCAAAAGAAUAGCAGAAGAAGAAGAGGCUAAAAGGCUAAAAGAAGAAGAAGAGGCCAAAAGGAUAGCAGAAGAAGAAGAGGCUGAAAGGAUAGCAAAAGAAAAAGAGGCGAAAAAGCUAAAAGAAGAAGAAGAGGUCAAAAGAAUAAAAAAAGAAGAAGAGGCCAGAAGGAAAGAAGAGGCCAAAAGAAUAGCAGAAGAAGAAGAGGCUAAAAGGCUAAAAGAAGAAGAAGAGGCCAAAAGGAUAGCAGAAGAAGAAGAAGCCGAAAGGAUAGCAAAAGAAAAAGAGAUUAAAGAAGAGGAGGAUGCGAAAAGGAUAAAAGAGGGAGAAGAGGCACAAAGAAUAAAAGAAGAAGAAGAUUCCAAAAGGUCGAACGAGGAAAAAGAGGCCAAAAGAAAAGCGGAGGAAGAAGAGGCCAAAAAGCUCAAAGAAGAAGAAGAAAAAAAACAUCUGAAAGAUGAAGAGGAAGGCAGAAGAAUAAAAGAGGAGCAGGAGAUCGCAAAAAGUAAAGAAGAAAAAGAAAAAGAAGAACUAAAAAAAGAGACAGAGAGAAUAAAACGUUUAGAAGAGAUAAAUAAGAUAAAGGAGGAGGAGGAGAAAGAGGUGAGGAGAAGGAUGGAUGAGAUGAGGAUGAAUGAAGGUAUCCUCCAGGAAGAGGAGGAUAUGAGAGGACAGUUGAAGAUUGCAACCUGGAAUUCAAGUUUUGAUGUUUUAGGCGAACUUGUUGAUUCAGAAAUCUAUUCUGUUCCUAAUUCUAAUAUUAGGUCUGGUAGAUCAAGUGCUACUGUAGCACUAGGCAGACAGAUAUCGAAGAGUUCUAGUGAGCUAUCUGAGCUAGGGAGGAAGCUGUUAUUAUAUAAUAUUGUAUAUAGAGUUCUAGUGAGCUAUCUGAGCUAGGGAGGGAGCUGUUUAUUAUAUAAUAUUGUAUAUGAGAGUUCUAGUGAGCUAUCUGAGCUAGGGAGGGAGCUGUUAAUUAUAUAAUAUUGUAUAUAGAGUUCUAGUGAGCUAUCUGAGCUAGGGAAGGAACUGUUUAUUAUAUAAUAUUGUAUAUGAGAGUUCUAGUGAGCUAUCUGAGCCAGGGAGGGAGCUGUUUAUUAUAUAAUCUUGUAUAUAGAGUUCUAGUGAGCUAUUUGAGCUAGGGAGGGAGCUGUUUAUUAUAUAUUAUUGUAUAUCGAGUUCUAGUGAGCUAUCUGAGCUAGAGAAGGAACUGUUUAUUAUAUAAUCUUGUAAAAAGAGUUCUAGUGAGCUAGGAGCUAGGGAGGUAGCUGUUUAUU